This is a messenger RNA of Trichoderma gamsii, 1329 nucleotides long. RefSeq lists its product as hypothetical. Bases 1 to 1329 code for a protein of 442 amino acids. The record is from RefSeq and is a predicted model, not a curated record. Lineage: Eukaryota; Fungi; Ascomycota; Sordariomycetes; Hypocreales; Hypocreaceae. The transcript has a single exon.
AUGGCGCAGCCAUUCCCGCUAAUGUCCCUCCCUGAGGAGAUUGUCCAGCUCGUCUGUCGGCAGCUCAUGAAGUACGGGUAUCUCGACUCUCAAGCAUUGUCUUUUGUCUGCCGAGCAUCGAAAGCUCUGAAUCGCAUUGCGACGCCUGUUCUAUACUCCUACUUUAAUUCGCGAGAAAAGAUGGAGAAGAUGGCCAGCUUUCUGAGGUCUAUUAGUCUGCGGCCUGAGCUUGGUGGAUAUGUGCAGGAAAUCGUAUUCAACCGAUUCUACUGGUUUGAGCUUACAGAAGACCAUCUCAGCAUCUUUGCUGAUUUGGCGACUAGACUGGGCAUAGACCUUGGGGGUUGGCUGGAAGAAUACCCAUACGAGGCCAUGACGCAGCUCAUCAUCGCACAGAUACCCAAUGUGAAGAUCAUGGAUGUUUCUACGCAUGAGGUCUGUGCCGACGAGGGUAUCGGGGCCUUCACACUACUAGAGCAAUUGGCCGCUCAAGUUCCAAAAAGGGUGUCUUUAAGCCAGCUACAACAGCUCGCAAUAGGCCAUAGUGAUAUCAGGAGAAUAUCUGUUGGAUACUUUGGCGGAAUUAUUGAGCUUGCGCCUCACAUACGAGAACUCACUAUAAGCCCAUGCUACGGCCUAUAUUGCGACGAGGAGCCUAAAAAUACUCGAGUCUCUCUCAGCAAUGUGACAAAGCUAACGAUUGAUGGCGGUCACAUAUCCAAGCCUCAGUUGGAGUCGAUAGUGAGUCUUUGUGGACGGCUAGAAAGUUUCGAGUUCAAACACCACACUAUAUACGCUGGCCUUGAGGAGAUUAGUGUCACGCCAAGAGAGUUGAUUGAGAUCCUGGCGCGGCACAGACAUUCUCUUCUCUCUAUCUCAGUUGACCUUGGUCAACGAGAAAGGCACAAGACAGACAGUUUCUGUUUCUCCGGCGUUUGUGAAGAUGGUGAUCAGAUUCUAUCUCUCAGAGAAUUUUCACGACUUGAAACAUUUAAAAUUGACGGAACGCUAAUCUUAUUUCCGGAAAUUACAAAACCGGACUACCACACAAACAUUCUCGUUAAUCUAUUGCCCAGAUCCAUACGUCAUUUUCAGCUCAUAGACGCGCAAUACGAGUCUGUUGCGAAUAUGAUCCGCCUAAUGGACUCGAUCGCUGACUUUCCCUUUCUAAAAGAAGUGACCCUAACGGGAAAUACCGCGGAUGGGCGCUUGGGUGAGGACAAGGUGGACUUUGAUAAGCAUGAGCUUGAUACCCUAUACGCAAUGAUGGAGAGGAAUGAGAUAAUGCUUGGAAAUGAUAGAUAUCAGGCAGAGUUGAACGCUUACUAA